AUGAAUCAUCGAUUAGCCUCUCAACUACCUCAUCUCGUUCGUUUCAAUUUUCCUCCACUCAAGUAUGCUUUUGCUUAUGGCUCAGCAGUGUUCAAGCAAAAAGGACAUGAAAAAUUCCAUGAUGAUUUUGAAAAGAUGGUUUCACAGGAAGGAGAAGCAAGAAUACCAUCGGAACCAGUCAAUCUAGCACUACGGGAUCGGAAAAAGUUAAUGGUAGAUUUGGUGUUUGUGGUUUCAGAUUCCUAUGAAUGGCAUAAACAAAAUUUAUUGCUAAAUCCCGAACAUUAUUCAUGGCUGAUGAGAGUGGUGGGUCCUAAAAUGAUAACAUUAUUGCAAGAACGAUUUGGAGCAAAAAUAUAUUAUAAUACAAUGGUAGAAUUGAAGGAGAGUCAUAGUACAACAUCUCCAUAUUUAUUUAAAUAUGGAGUCAUUAAGGCACAAGAUUUGAUUGAUGAUUUGAAUAAUUGGGAGACGCUGUAUGUCUCUGGAAGGUUGCAAAAACCAACAUUUGAAAUUGAUGUGUCUAAUCCGUUAUCAAGAACACAAAAAACCUCAGAACAAGCUCAACAUGCCACGAAUUCUUCUCUGCCUACCCAAACAUCUCCUUACACUCUACAAAAGGUCAUUGAUUGGCAUGCUGAGAUUGUAAAAGCACAAGAAAUUAAUUUGGAACAUGCAUUAUUUGUUGCUUUGAAAAUGAUGGUGAAUGAUUUAAAGAACUCCAACACACUGUCACCAGAGAGUGGUGAUCAAUACAUUAGAAUUAAUUUAUUCGAUUUAUUUGUGAGAAUUGCUUCAAUUUCAUAUCAAGGAGAUGUCCGCAUGAAAAUUAAAGGAGCAGAAAAUGCAAAUAAGGUGAUGAAUAUUGUUACCACCAAUUACGAACUAUUCAUCAAACUAUACAAACCCAUUUUUGACAGGAAUGGUAUGGAUAUUAAGAAGGAGGCGGAACAUACGUCGUCGAGCGACCACUCUUCAAGCUACAUUCAAAUCUCACCUCAACAAAUCAAGAAUGUCAUUGAACAGAAACCACUCCCAUCUACAGUGAGCAAAACGAUUGAUUCGAAACACGUGUCAUCAAACUCUGCCUCAUCCAAGAUCACCAAUGAACAAUUAGAAAAUGCAAUCUCACACAUUGUCCAUCGCUCCAGCACCUCUCAAACUCUCAAAGGCAUUCUUUCUGCAGGUUUCACAAAGAGCAUCAUGUACGUAUGGGAGAAGAUCAAGAAGGGAAUGCAAAAGCAUUAA
Messenger RNA from Naegleria lovaniensis, 1248 nucleotides. RefSeq lists its product as uncharacterized. NCBI's taxonomy places the organism in Eukaryota, Heterolobosea, Eutetramitea, Acrasida, Naegleriidae. The coding region runs from base 1 to 1248 and encodes 415 amino acids. The record is from RefSeq and is a predicted model, not a curated record. The transcript has a single exon. Gene Ontology annotation, cellular component: mitochondrion. Gene Ontology annotation, biological process: cardiolipin biosynthetic process; CDP-diacylglycerol biosynthetic process. Gene Ontology annotation, molecular function: phosphatidate cytidylyltransferase activity.